Molecule: messenger RNA, 1791 nt
Organism: Phytophthora sojae
Lineage: Eukaryota; Oomycota; Peronosporomycetes; Peronosporales; Peronosporaceae
Exons: 1
Coding region: 1-1791 (596 amino acids)
Biological process (GO): intracellular signal transduction; cyclic nucleotide biosynthetic process
Source: RefSeq, a predicted model, not a curated record
AUGGUUAUGGUAUGGGCCACCAUGGGCCUGUCCUCCGUGCUGAUCUCCAACAUCGCGACGAUGCUUAUCGCGAUAAAGCUGUACCGCGACUGGGACUUCCGAGUGUCAAGCGUUCGAUGGCUGUUCCUGACUUUUUUCGUCUACCUUUGGCUGUACACCCUUGGACGCGCGAGUUACUACCUUUGGGUGGUUAUGCUACCGAUCAAGGAGUUCGUCGACGGCAACAACCACGUCCCGUACACGAGCAAGCAGUUGAACCAGCUAGGAAUUUACGCUACGACGGACCUCGCGGCUUCAAGACGACUUUUUCCCUCAAUUAUCCUCUGCUUCUGCGACGUCAUGCACUUUGCGAUGGCCUUUUGGGUUCUUCCCCUCAUCUACGAGCUAUCAAAAAUCGCGGCCAAGUCGAUGGACCGCGGGACAGCCAAGGAAAAAGCCAAGAUUCGCAUGUACAUCUUCGUGGGCCACUCUCUCAUCGUGUUCUUCUUGAUCGCAGUGAUCGUUUCGAGCGUCCUCAGUGGGGGGUAUUCGAGGUACACGUAUCGACUGGUGCUGUGCAUAUAUGUUAUGCAGAUCGUGACUUUGGUCUACAUGGGGGUGACGCUCUUCCUACUCAAGUGCAAGGGCCGUGACGUGGAGUCGAUCAACGGCGCUUUCAAGGUGUCUCCAGUGUAUCAGCGCUUGAAGGGGAUCAUGCUCGUGUACGCAGUAUUCGCCGUUCAGUACGAGGUUACGUCGCUGUUCACAUACGUGUACACUCCGCGGGACGAAGCAACGCUCAACUACAUCGGAUUGAGCCAAGUGGUCUAUAACGCCACCGGCUUCGCACUCGCGCUGUGUACUGGCUGCAGUCUGCCGUGUACUUUACGUUUCUGCGGCUGCUGUAUCUCCGACGAAAUGCUCGUUCAGCUUGUGGUGGAGACCAACCGAGGAGAGCUGCCGUGCGGUGAAGAGCGAGAGGAAUCCAUCAGCCCUCCAGUGAUGAAUCCAGUGUUUGUCGUGACCGAUAUCGAGUCUUCCAGUGCGUUGUGGGGCAUCGACGAUGGCAAGGUUAUGCAGCGGUCCAUUCAAGUGCACGACGACGUACUGCGGUCCUUGUUGACACCAUACCGAGGAUACGAGAUCACGACCGCAGGAGACUCGUUUCAGUUGGCUUUCCACACGAUUCGAGAGGCCGUGUCGUACUGCUUGGACGUGCAGCUGCAGUUGCUCGCGGCCAAGUGGCCCAAAGAGCUUCACGGCCUUGUGCCUGCGACCAAGAAGCGCCGAGCAGGUCAUCGAGUCAUUUUCCGCGGAUUGCGAGUUCGAAUGGGGAUUCACGACGCCAUGGGCUCCGAUGGACACCUUCACCACAGCCCACACGCUGUCACAGGCAAGACUGUGUACACUGGAGCCUCUGAGGUUAUUGCUAGCGAAGUGAGCGACGUUGGAGCUGGCGGCCAGAUCCUGAUCACGCGACGAAUCGCCGACUGGCUCAUGACCAACAAGGACGCGCUGGCCAUGAACUACUCGGUCGAUUACGUGUGCGACUUCAUGGUUCCGCAGGUGAACAUGCGCGUGGCCGUGUAUGAGGUGCAGCCCGAAGAACUUGCUCGGAGGAAGAAGAUUUUCGCCAAGGACCAGAGGAGCCGCAUCCCGCACGUCGCGACUCGGUCAGUCUCGGGGUCAUCCAACAUGGAGAGUGGGCUGGAGACAGCUCUGGAGACACCCAUGGGCUCACCCACGUCGUGGUUCCACACGCCUCGCACUCCUCAGAGAGUGAGCGGGAGCGCAAAUAGAUAUUACUAUUAG